AUGAUGGGACACAAAUAUGUCAAGAGCGCGUGUUUGAACUGUAGAAGACGGAAGGUCAAGUGCGACGGCAAUGAGAUUUGCUCCAAUUGUAUAAACACCAAGCUCGAAUGCUCCUACAAUGCUGAUGGAGACAUGAGAAGACAAUCAGCCAAGAAGGCAAUCGUCAACCUUGAAGCGCGCAUCGCUCAGCUCGAAGGUGUCCUACGAGAACACAAUAUUGAUCAGCCCCAACCGUCACCGGAAUCACCAACCAGAUAUACAACCGCCUCCAAACCUCGAUCGACCGUAUCGGAGGCACAUUCAGGGACCGAUACCGACCAGAACCAGACCGAAAGGCGUCGACCUGGAAAGAAAACCUCUUCUGCACGAGUGGAGAGUCCUUCGACACACUUCAUUAAUACUGGAUCUUUUCAACCCUUGGAGGCACCAGAGAUUGCUCAAAGCUCCCAGGUAAAUCGGGAUUUAGCUGCAGAUCUACCGAACACCGAAGACCACUUCGUCAUGGUUGGCACUUCGAGUAUCCCGAGUCCCCAGUCGACAAGUCUCGCACAAAGCGGAGUUCAUGAGUCAGAAGAUGGAGAUAGUAGCAUCACAGACAUUCUAUCAGCACGAAUGGGUGCGCUCAGGAUUGUAGAGGACGGACAGCUUCGAUACUACGGACCGACGUCGAACCUUCACAUGUAUGCAGACGGACUUCAAUCAUUGUCGAGCCCAUCGUUUCGCCGAGUAUCGAUUGAAGGAAUGGAUGUUCUUCGGCGACUCGGAUUGGACCUGGACGUGUCACUGGACCUCGAAACCCAUCUGGCAGGGCUCUACUUUGCCUGGGAAGAUCCGGCAAUUCACGUCGUUGAUGAAGAUGUCUUUUUCGCUGAGAAGAGACGCUGUCUAUUGCAGGAAACAAGCAGUCCCUACUAUUCCGAAACACUCAACAAUGCAAUAUGCGCCAUGGGAGCUUGUCUAGCCAACGGCGAAAAGCUAAAAAUCCCCGAACCCGCCGCAGAGUUCUUCUCUGCUCGAGCAAAAGCACUUUUGGACGUCGAGAUGGACAGCCCUACUGUGGCGACAGUUCAGGCACUUGUAAUAAUGAGUGCUACUGAAGCUGCCUCUACUCGAGAUGCUCGUGGCUGGCUCUACAGUGGCAAGUCCAGUAUGUGGAAUCUAUACGCUGGCCGACCAUGGGGACUGGGGGUUCAAAACAUUACAAUCCCAAUGCCAGAGAUUGAGACAAGCGAUAGCAACUGUAAAGAAUGGAAGUCUUAUCCACCUUCUGUCUGGCAGGCAAAUGACCAGGAGGAUACUGUUUUAUUCCCCGUUGGCGCUUGCACAGCAGCCAAUGUCCAACUCUGCGAGUACAUGCGGCAGAUCAACACCACUCUAUAUGCUGGACGGAUGCUGGGGCUGACCGACCUGGUCGACUUUCUUCUCAACACCAAGCAGGACAUGACCAACUGGCAUGAAGGCUUAUCCUCGUUGAUUGACGUGAAUCACGCGAGUACUAAUAAGAUCUAUCAUCCUGCUGUAUUACAACUCCAGUAUGACACUCUUCCUAGAAAGUUCACCCAUAUGUUCGACAAAGCAGAAAGCAGAGCAGCCAUGUCGAGCGUGCCCAGUGAUUGCGUCGCGGCAGCCCACCAAGUAGCAGAGCUCCUCCGAUGCUACCAACAACAGCACUCUUUUCGGCGAGCAAAUGUUCAGAUUGUCCACAUUAUCCUCACCGCUUCUCUUAUAUUCAUACACGACGUCUGUACCCGUAACUACAGUGAGUCCCGGCAUUCUCUAAACGACCUACAGCUUUGCUGUCAUUCGCUUGGGGAAAUCGGUCGCUGCUUCGGAAAUGCAACCCGAGCUUUGGAAGUCAUCAUUCUCGUUAAGAGUGAAUGGCAGAGAAUAGCAACUGCUCGACGAGUACAAAAGGCAGGAACCAAACGGCAGAGCUUUAGCAUGUCCAAAGGCGCUGAUGAGCGUGACGAUAACAAUGACGGGGGAAGACCAAGGCAAAGAUAUUGCACCUUGGAUCGAGCCAGUUCCAUUUUCCAGGCAUCUGAUAUAGGCACACGUUCUGGCUUGGUGAACGAUCAUACUGGUUUCCCCCAACAAAGACCGUUGGAUCUUGACGGGAUGAACCUAGACGAGUUCAAUUUGGAGAGCCAAUAUCAAGACAUGUGGGCUUUCUCAGCUGAGCACGAGUUUGAUCUUCAAGAGGCCAUUCCGCCUAUCGAUUGGUUCAACAAUCAGCUGCUUGAGGGGUCUCACAUAUCAAUAACGAAUAUGAUGAGUCAAACAAUGUCCAACCAUCGGGAACGUAACUCCGUUACAGGGGACUUGGCAUGCACUUUGCAGGGAAAUUCAAUAAAUAUGAAGGAUUAUUUCAUCCGAUUGGCGGGUGAAGACCUGUCAUUCAAACAUUAUUCCCCGGACUUGAGCCAGGGCACAGACAGCUACCUGUCCUUCCAGCUGUUGAGUAAUGCAGUGGAAUCACCAGAUCUACCACCUGAUUGUAUCCAAGUCCAAGCAACUUCUGCCACCAGAGAUUGUGGUUCGACUGUCCCAGACACAGCAAGUCCUAUUGACAGUCAUUCGGUGCAUUCAAAUUACCCUUCAACACAAAGCUCCGAUGACCAAGCACACAUUGGAAGCGACUUUCAGCCUCCAGCUGGCGCCAUUGAUAUAGACCAGGCUCAGAGUACCCACGAAAGCACUGGCACACCUCUAGUCCUCACAGGCGAUUGCUGGGACAGAGUAGAAAUCGAUCACAAUGCCGUGCAUGAUGCCGUCAGUCUCGGUUCCGAGGGAUGCUUCGAUAUUCCGGUGGAACCUGUUAUGAGACGAUUCAUCAGUCAUUACUUUCUCUACGUUCAUCCUCUGUUACCAAUGCUGGACGAGGGCGACUUCUGGGAUCUUCAGUCUGAUUCUAAUCCUGCAAAUUACCGAAACAAUUGCCCAGACAUUCUUCUUAUACAAGCAAUGCUAUUUGCUGCCUGUCAGUUUGUGUCUGAAGAAGAAGUAAAAGCCUUGGGCUUUCGGGGCCUUCGCCAAGCAAAAGCAUGUUUCUACAAACGCGCAAAGAUGCACACCGACCACAUUCUAAUGGCACAGGCUGCACUUUUACUGACUUACUGGAGCUCUUCACUCAACUCGAGUGAGAAGCAACCAAACAGCAUUUGGCUUGGCCGUGCCAUCAGUCAUGCAAAAGCACUGGGAGCAGACAAGUGCGCAGAUGUACCCAAAGGUGUUGGGCAAGCAUCUUCCCAACAGCGAUUACAUGAUAACAGAUUAAGAAGAAUCUGGUGGUGUUGCAUCAUCCGGGAUCGAAUCAUCUCCCUUUGCGUUCGUCGACACCUACAGAUCUCACGGGACCAUCUCGACAAUCAUGCAACCACGACUAUCUCGUACGAUACCCUUUCAGGCGAGAACGACCGGUCUCAUGUUUAUGACGUCGACACUAAAAGCUCUCUAAUUACUCUCAUGCUUACGAUGACAGACCUGUGUCUCUGUCUUUCCGAUAUCUUGACAGUAGUACAUCCAGCCAAGGACUUCACUGUGUCUGAUGCCCGCGACUCAACUAGGAGAAUAUUACAGAUUUAUGAAUGCAAAAAAGGCUUGGAGAACUGGUGCGCCAAGGCUGUAGCGUCCUCAUCAAUAAUGGCCAUUACUGAGCAUGAUGGGCGUCAAGUCGACAUGCCAAAGAGCUCUGUCUUGAUGUUCGCCAAUAUGAUAUGGAUAUACUAUCAUUCUGCCCGCGUCACUCUUUGCAACUUCGAGUUGUUACUAGGCAUGACUACCCAUUCACUCGUCUCAUACGAGAGCACACAGCUCCAAGUAGCAACCAUUGAGAGAGUGCAGAUUGGGCUGUGGGACGCAGCGACACAUAUUACCAACCGACUUGAACAGCUUCUCGAUCUUGGAUUAGCACGAUAUCUACCGAGCAGCGCAGUGUCAUGUACGGCACUUCCACUGGCGCUACAUAUACUCGACGCAAAACUAUCACCCGCAGGAGUUCUCCGAGAAUCAAAAGACGAGCAGUCCAGAAGACUCAAGAGACAAAACCAGUUGAACAUCCUUGUUUCCGCGAUGAUAGAGUACCAGCCAAGAUAUGAAGGGGUUGAUUGGGUCACAAGAGCGAUCCGAUUCUUCUCCUUGUUUAUGAAUCUCGGGGCUACUUGCACACUCUCGAUCAUUGAUACGACAUGCUAUCUCACAGUUCCAGCAGAUACGUUGGUUGAACCUACGAUACCAGGACACGAACUGAUGAACUUCCCCACGUUCUCAUUCCUCAUCAACCACGACACAACAGGAAAGCAGCUACUCUUCGACCUGGGAUGUCGAAAGGACUUUUGGAAUUUGCCAGACCCCAUCGCAAAGACCAUCGAUAAGAGAGUCCCCGGGAUCAAGGUCGAUAACAACCUAGCCGAUAUUUUACGAGAAGGUGGCCUUGACCUUUCAAAGAUUGACGCAGCAAUUGUCAGCCACCACCACUACGAUCACCUAGGGGACCCAAGUACAUUCCCAGAGACCAUGGAUCUCAUCGUCGGUCCUGGCUUCUCCCAACAUUUCCUUCCUGGCUACCCAGCAAACCCCAAUUCACCAGUCCAUGAGUCAGCCUUCAAAAACCGUGAGGUCAGAGAGAUAGACUUUGAUCAACAUCUCCGUGUUGCUGGAUAUCAGGCUAUGGACUACUUUGGUGAUGGAAGUUUGUUCCUUCUCAACACUCCAGGCCACGCCAUUGGUCAUCUUUCUUCCCUGGUCAGAACGACUGGCGACACAUUCGUGUUUCUUGGAGGAGACAUAUGUCACUUUGGAGGGGCUUUUAGACCAACUGAGAAGACUCAAAUGCCGAGAGAGCUCACAAGAGACGAGGUUGGCCUGCCCUCUUCUGCACCAGAGGUUGUAUCAUGCCAGCAAUACUUAUUAUGCCAUCCAAACCCGGCUGAGGCUAGCUCUACUCCAUACUACCAACCAUGCAGCCAUGCCGACUCUUGGUACGUCGAUCCGUCUGAGGCACAUAAGAGCGUAAGCACCCUCAUGUCUUUAGAUGCGAUCGAUAAGGUGUUGGUCCUGAUCGCGCAUGACCCAUCCAUCGUGGGAGUCCUCCCAAUGUUUCCUGCCGCGACUCUCAAUGGAUGGUAUGAGCUCGGAUGGAAAAGACUACUGCGGUGGAGGUUCCUGGAUCAGCUUCCAAUAGACGGUCAGCCUAGACCGUAUCUUGUUGAUGGGACUUAUGUAGAUGGAAGACGUGUGAAGACACUGGGUGGAACCAAAAUUUAG
Fusarium oxysporum Fo47 is the source of this 5265-nucleotide messenger RNA. RefSeq lists its product as uncharacterized. Gene Ontology annotation, biological process: regulation of DNA-templated transcription; DNA-templated transcription. The record is from RefSeq and is a predicted model, not a curated record. The transcript has 15 exons. The coding region runs from base 1 to 5265 and encodes 1754 amino acids. Lineage: Eukaryota; Fungi; Ascomycota; Sordariomycetes; Hypocreales; Nectriaceae. Gene Ontology annotation, molecular function: zinc ion binding; DNA binding; DNA-binding transcription factor activity, RNA polymerase II-specific.